CGAAUACCAUUUUAGAAUGUGAACAGUAAGGAUAUUGACUAAUUGUGACUGCUGACGUAUACUCCCAUUUCUCAUAAAGGUGAAAAAAAUAAAUAAAAAAAGUGAUACAAUUUGCAGGAUAUUGUUCAUAUUGGGUAUUCAAAGAGUCUUUCAUAGCUUUCAGAAAGAAGUAUCGAAUUAAGCAAAUAAUUGCAUACAGAAUGAAUGUUGCUAAUUAUUUUAUUAUUUUAAUACAACUAUUUUGUGUGGCAAGUGCUUCAUUGGUUCAGCGGUCACCUUAUUCCCUACAGGGAGCAGUGGACGAGUUACAUCAUCGGGAUGUCGGAAAAUAUCCAUUAAAUGCACCACCUUUACAACAAUACUACUUUAAUGGUGCUUUCAACACUGGUGCCGAGCAAGAUUAUUGGAUCGAUGACUUUCAACCCACUUCGGUAUUUCGAGAACGUGAGAUCCAAAAGACUCCUGCAAGCAUUACAGUUCCUGAACGUUCUGAAUUAACAAAAGAGUUCUUAAGUGAAAUCGAAGAUGCCCAGGAACUUGAACGCGAAGAUCGCUUUAGAGAAACAUUGCGUAAUCUAUGGGAGAAAUAUCAACAGCAGGAGAAUGAUAUUGAAGACAAUAGCCUCGAAGAAAAAAAACGCAUGCGAAUGCCUCCCUACUAUAUGCUAAUGCAAAAGAAACGCUCAUAUCCUGUACUUCCAUGGUUACCAUAUUCAGAACGUAAGAAACGCUUUCCAGUCGCGAAACGUUCAACUAAAACGUCUUACAGUGAAAAUAUGAAUCUGGGAAAAACUGAUGAAAAAGUGGCUAAAGAGUUGAGCGAAUUGUUUGGGUCUUCUUCGUCUGCAGCAAGCGAAGAGAAAAAGAAACGUUCCACUGAUGAACAAACACAAACUUCUAUCCAUGAUUCUCCUAAAGGGCCAACUAUUGGAAAUGGUACGCUAUUGGAAGUUCCGUCUAAACAAGAAAAUGUAACGGUAUUGUUAGACGAACACAGCAUUCAUCAUCACAGCUUUGAAAAUGAUCACGAUAGUCCCCAUGUUGGCCAUACACAAAAAGAACAUAAGCACCGAAAACGCAGCGAUCGUCAUGGCUCUCAUGAGAGUCAUGAAGAGGAUGAGGGAAGCACUGAAUCUGAAGAGCGAGAAGAAGAAGAAGGUGAAGAGGAAGACGAAGAAGAAUUCGAAGAAGAAGACCUAGAAAACCGAAAGAAAAAGCGAGAAUUAACUAUCGCAAAGAAAUUUCUUCGAAAUGACCCUUUUCCAUCAGCACGCAUUAGUAAUCUGAGACGUAAAAAGUCCAUAGACUGGUCAACAUAUUUUGGGAUAGAUCGCAAAAAGAAAUCUACUAAUGGUCUAAAUGAGGAGGAAGAUGAUAAAAAGGAAGAGGAAAAGAAAAAACGAGAAUUAAAUAUUAAAGAAAUAAGAAAUAUGGAUAGAAAAUUACAAUCGAUUGAAGACUUCAUCAUCGAUGAAACCAUAAAAUAUACAGGUGCACAUGAAGGUAUAGCAAAUCCUGAUGAAAUAAGGCGAUUGAAGGAUCAUGUGCUUUCACGUUUAGCUACAGCGUACAGUUUGGAAAAAAUGCGUCGUGCUUUGGAAAAAUUGAGGAAAUAUGUUGAAACUGAUGAUCAUUUACAGCGCAAUGUAAUCGAACCGGACGAUAGUGGUGAAAAUGGAUUAGAAAAACGAUUGUCAGUUAAGAAGGAACAGCCGGCUGAACAAGAUAUGGAAAUGAAUAGUAUAUCCUCGGAAAAUGACAUAACAAAGGAGAUUAACACGAAAACGAUGACAGACAACAGCCGUGCUUAUUCUACCAAUGAAAAGGCCGGCUUAAAAAAUCGUGAUCUUUCGGAAAAUUUAAGAAAACUGAAGAAGAAAUUUAAUGGUUAUGUACGUUAUCCGGAGUUACCCAAUAAUUUUAGUGAUAACGACGAUAGCGACAAGGAUGUCGGUGCUGGACUUUAUGAGACAUUAAACGAUGCAUAUUUGGGCAAUAAAAACUACGUAAUUGGAUCAAAUAAGUGUCCUUUAAUUGAAGCAAUGGCAGAACGUUGUAGUGGUAUUGAAUUUCUAAGUGGGGAUACCAAUCAAAACCUCUUGCCCAUUUGUGGAGUACACCAGAUCUGUUAUUUAUGUGGAACUUCGCAAAUGGCUUGUGAUUAUCACUAUUUGGCCGAGGUCGAUUCUAUUUGUGGCAACAACAAUGAUUGUCAAGUGGCGGCUCGUUCUAUAUUGAUGAUAUUGCGUGGCACUCUAAGCCAACAACUUGGACCAAAAGAAUGUAUGAAGAAUUCAUGUUUACGCAGUGCCAUGCGAGAGAUUGGUUUGUAGAUCAUCAAGGGCAAACCUUCUCAAAAAUAUAAGUAAAAUACAUAUAAUGUAUUCAUCUCUAUCCGAAAUACAUGUACAACUAGUGGGAACUAUAAAAAUAUAAAUAUAUUUUGAAGUAUGAUAUAGUUGGAUAAACCAAAUGUAAUACCUGUUAUGAAUUUUGUCGUUGGAUCUACUGAAUUUAAGGUUUGAUUGCGUACAUACAUACUAUAAGUACAUAUUAACAUUUGUACAUGUGUAGAAACACAUAAACAUGUAGCAUACAAA
Messenger RNA from Bactrocera tryoni, 2600 nucleotides. Its product is annotated as DNA ligase 1. The transcript is spliced from 8 exons. Bases 201 to 2333 code for a protein of 710 amino acids. Lineage: Eukaryota; Metazoa; Arthropoda; Insecta; Diptera; Tephritidae. The record is from RefSeq and is a predicted model, not a curated record.